Messenger RNA from Cyclopterus lumpus (lumpfish), 6411 nucleotides. It is a transcript of the gene tubgcp6, whose product is annotated as tubulin, gamma complex associated protein 6. The record is from RefSeq and is a predicted model, not a curated record. Gene Ontology annotation, biological process: microtubule nucleation; mitotic cell cycle; meiotic cell cycle. NCBI's taxonomy places the organism in Eukaryota, Metazoa, Chordata, Actinopteri, Perciformes, Cyclopteridae. The coding region runs from base 328 to 5949 and encodes 1873 amino acids. Gene Ontology annotation, cellular component: centrosome; spindle pole; equatorial microtubule organizing center. Gene Ontology annotation, molecular function: microtubule minus-end binding; gamma-tubulin binding. The transcript has 25 exons.
UUGUCGCGCCGCGGUGGAUGAUGGAAGAUGAAUGAAGCGUCUAGCUAGCGACAACAACAACAACAUUACAGCAUAUUAACUGGCACGAAUAUACCAGAACAAGAAACCACUGAACAAUAAAGACACAUGGGAUCUGUGAAAGGGAGCCGCCCACUGGGCUUCGCAUGCUUUGCCACACAAGCUAAGCAGGACAGCUAGCUAGCUAGUUGAUCCGUGGGGGCAUGCUAAUAACAAACGCUAGCAUGCACUGGGAGGAUGCGAUGUUGAAGCUGUCACUCUGACUACGAAAAACAGACGAUCGAGAGAGGCUGAGGUAACCGUGCCACCAUGUACUCGAGUCCCAACAACCACAUGAAGUGCAGCAGCAGCAGCAUCACUGAGCUGCUGGGUGCCCUGUGCGACUGCAGCCUGUCUGGGGUGUCCUGGAAGCGGCGGGCCCUGGGUGGAGUCUCGAGAGAAGGUUUCCGUAGAGCUCUCAAGAAGUGUGCCUACGGCUCGCUGCUGUCUAAGCUAUUUCAAGAUGACACCAAAGGGUCCACCUCAGGAGCGAGUGCCACAGCUAACACACCGGCCAAAAACAAAGUCCUGAUGAUCUGCUUUGACUUGCGGGUGGCGGGGUGCCGAGAGGAAGCAGAGAAGUUGGAGGAGCAGCUGGGGAUGCUGCUGGAGGGAGCGUCCUCUGGCCUGAAGGAGAUAGACGCAGUCAUUGAGCUGUUGGUACAUCUCGCUGGUUCGGCACCGCCACCCCCUACAUCUUUUAGCAGGGACUACAUGAGGCGAGAGAGGCCCGUGCUGCGGAGGCCUCGACCCUGGGGCUACCAGAGCGAAGAGCUGCAGAGGCUAGAAGCCCGGGCAUGGGGUCUAGUAUGUGGAGAGGAGUGGGGAACUUUGGAAAGUUUGUGUGGAACUCAGAGGUUGAUGGAUGCCCCUCCAGGCACAGGACUGCUGGCUAUGAGAACUAAAUUGGAAGCGGAAGAAAGAUUUGAGAGGGAUACCAGGAUGACGCUGUUUGGAGCACUGCAGCACUCUCGAACCUCAGACAUAGACAUAAGACUGGACCUGCCUCCUGUUCCCAGUAAUAUUGAUGUAACUGGGCUGUCUAUAAGGGUCCCCUCGUGUUUAGAUCAGUCUGAGGAUGAGGGCUUCCAGUCCGCUUCCAACAUGACCCCAGACUCUCAGUCAGAGACCAGCCCCAUUCCAGACGUUGAUAUAUGGGAGGCUCUCCGCACGUUUGAGCCUGGAAGACGCCGCUGCUGGGAGUCUGUUGGCUGCCCCCCGGGGAAAAGAGAGUCACUCUAUCUAACAGAGGGAGGCAGGGAGGCCUUUGACCAGCUUUAUCGUCUAUGGGAGGGGGAGAUGAGAGUGGUCAGCACUGCUACACCCUCUCCUCUCCUUCCGCUGCCCCUGGACUCUCAGGCACAAUUGGUAUUUGACCUCCUCAACGUCUUGAUCGGAGUGGCAUCCACGACCUUCCCUCUCAACCAGAGUGUUCAGUUUGAUGUCAGACCUGGUGUGUGCGUGUCAGGAGCCUCCCCAGAGAGUGUGUGUCGUCUUUUGGGGGAGCUGGCCCUGCACGGCACCCACUACUUGAGGCUUAGUCGCUUUUCUCUCCAGAGUGCCGACAAAAAAGGCCUCGUCUUUCAGGCUUUUACAGGUGGUAUGCGGAAGUAUCUGCAUUACUACAGGGCUUGUGUUCUCAGCACUCCACCCACCCUCAGCCUGUUGACCAUUGGCUUCCUCUUCCGCAAAGUGGGCCGCCAACUAAGGUACCUGUCAGAGCUGUGCUGCGUAGAUGGGCCUUUAGGUGCAGGCCAGGCUACCUUCCCCGUGGGUGUGAAACUGCUGUCCUACCUGUACAAUGAAGCACAGAAUAACUGCAGCAACGAGAACUAUCCGGUCCUGCUGUCGCUGCUGAAGAGCAGCUGUGAACCGUAUACACGGUUUGUGUCUGACUGGGUGUAUAGUGGCGUGUUUCGGGACGUUUAUGGAGAAUUCAUGAUCCAGGUCAAUGAGGACUAUCUCGGCUCCAGAGACAAACACUUUUGGGUCCAAGGCUACACUCUGAUCUCGAAGGAUGUGGAGGAUUGUGUGCCCAUCUUCCUGGGACACAUCGGCAAUGACGUGUACGUCUGUGGGAAGACCAUCAACCUCCUCAAGAUCUGCUGCCCGCAGCACUACAUCUGUUGGUCGGAGCUGCCGGUGCCUCGCAUUGCUGUCACCUUCUCCCUCCAGGAGGUGGAGGAGAUCGAGAGGGACUGCGCGGUGUAUCGCGGACGCAUGGAGAGGGUUGCCAAGCACAGUGCCAUCAGCAGGGAGGAGCAAGCCCAGCGAGUGGAGGAUGCACGCCAGGAGCUGAUCAAUCAGGUCAGAGAGUCGGCGGUUAAAACCCUGGAGAGCAUUCGCGGGCGCCAGGUGUCACUUCGUCUGGCUGACGAGGCCAAGAAGAGAGAGCGUUUUGACGAACUGAAACAGCAGCUGGAGCAGGAACAAGAGUGGCACAGUGUCGCCAAGAAGAGGCAGGAGGAGGAUGACUUUGGCUUUGCCAGAGAGCUGAGGGAUAGAGAAAAAAGACUACAAGCCUUGGAGCAGCAACUGGAGGAGAGAGCCAGGAAGGAGCUGAUCGCUCAGUACAGCCGUCUGUCGGAGGAGGCGGCUCGCAGAGAGAGACGGGCCAUGUGGCAGGUGCAGCGAAUGAGGCUCGACGAAGCCAGGGCUCAGUUCUUCAUGCAUGACACGCAGCAGACUCAGGCAAUGCUAAAUAAAUAUCCAUUAGGCCAGGAGAGACCUCCCAUGGAAGUGUUGCCUCCUGUUCCCUCAGCUCCACAGACUGCACCACAACCAACACUGGAACCUCCCAGUCAGGAUCCGUCUGAACAGCGGCUAGCGGAGACUCAAGAAUGUGAUGCUGUAUCACCACCACCUGACCCAUCUUUGCUCACCCUACCAGCUGACCCUGUCCUCAUCUCUGAGGACAUCAACAUCAAGCGGGUAGACCUCGCCCUACAGGAGAUCAGCUCUGACCUACCUGAGGUGUGUCCGACAGCACAACUAGUAGACUAUGACUUCAGUGCCCCCUUUAGUCCACUUGAGGGUAUCACCGGUCAAGCCUUAAUCCAGCCACGGCCUUGCCGGGGAUCUGCAGUUCAGCCUGACUUGAUCCGAAACCAUCCGUCUUUUUCCCACAUCCCCAUUGGAGAGAACAUGUCUCAGUUCCAGGAUGGUUUUCCCAAAGCCAGCCCCUUUGGCCAAGCCUCCAAAUCCAGCUUUCCUCUUGGCCAAUUCACCGCAGAGGAGCCCCAGAAUACAUUCAAAGCAAGCAGUUAUGGACAUCCCUCUCAAGCCACAGUGCAGCUAACGGAUGAGAGUGGCUCAAUGGCAAAAAACAAGCAGAUGGAGGUUGCAUCUAUGAUAGAACCGGUAAUUGAAAUGGGAAAUUUAGAACGCACAGUAGAGGGAAAUGAUGGCACCGGUAAAUCAGUUAAGGCUGCAAAAAAUGAUGAUGUGGUUGAUUCCCCAUCCACUACACCAGAACAAAGUGGCGAGGAUAAUGGUGUUUGCUGUGUUGGGAUUGAUCCACUUGAUGCAAACACUAAACCAAGCACUCAAGACCACAGUUCGGAUGUUCAAGUUAAAGCGGGUGAUAAUAUUUCUUUGACAAACAUUCAUGUCUCCAGUGCUCACCUAAAAGCUGGAGAGCCGGCUUCAGAUGCCGUUGCCCAGCAGCCUUCAUCCAGCAUCCAUGGACAGUUCUCUGAGGCUCACUUAAAUGUCAGACAGCUUGCAUCAGAGGUAACCGAUCCCCUCCCCUCCCCUAACGUCCACGGUCAUGCAUCCGAUUCACAUAUCAAGAUUGGAGAACAUAUUUCGGAAGUUGGUGCGCCUCUCCCUUCCGCCAGCGUUCAUGGCCACUCUUCUGACGCUCACAUUAAAGUCGGGGAAAAUGUUGCCGAGUUUGUCGCUCCUCUUCCCUCUCAAAAUGUCCACGGUCAUGCCUCAGAUGCCCACAUCAAAGUCGGUGAGCAUGUUUCAGAUGUAGUUGCCCCUCUGCCCACCCCCAGUGUCCACGGUCACAGUUCAGAUGCCCACAUUAAAGUCGGCGAAAAUAUCUCGGAUGUCGUUGCACCACGUCCUGCUCCCAGCGUCCACGGCCACUCCUCUGACGCCAAUAUAAAAGUGGGCGAGUUUGUGUCGAACGUACCUGAAGAGAGACCUCGUUGGAGUAAACACGGGCAUGCCUCCGACUGCAUGCUUCAGCCCGGCUGCGUGACGUCUGGAGCUGAACCCGCCUCGGCUGCUCUCCCUGGAAGCUCGUAUGGUCACUCCUCGGACUCGGGGUUGGCGACUGGAUGUGUCGUUUCGGGAGAUGGACCCAAACUGUCUCCUCUACCCGGCAGCGCCCAUGGUCAUUCUUCAGACUCAAAUUUAGGCAUGGGAUGCGUCGUGAGCAAAACUGAACCGCUCCCAUCACCACUACCAGGCGGCGUGUACGGUCACUCUUCUGAUUCGACGCUGGGCGGGGGUUGUGUGGUGUUUGGGACGGAGGCACAACCCGCCGCUCUGCCUGGCAGCACUUUUGGCCACUCAUCGGAUUCUUCACUUGCAGUUGGGUGCGUGGUGAAGGACAAAGACAUCUUAAAUCAGGAGAAGACGGAAGACAAUGAAGAUGUUAAAGGUUCUAAGCCUGCCGGCCCUGGGGAGGAGCUGGUGGAGUUCACGGGGUCCUGGGCUGCAGGCUUCGGUUUGUCCCCUGGAGAAAAGUCUGAGCAGGAAUACCUCCUGGCUCUGUGUGCUCAGUACGAGGUGGAGCAAUACGAAGACUGCUACAACCUAAUGGCUUCGUCCCCCGAGUGUCAGCUGCUGAAGCAGGUAACUCGGGGCCCCCGGGGACUCGCCAUGGACCCCACUGCUGUCCAACUCAGCGAGAUGGUUUCCCUGCCAGUUCUGAUAAAACAGGCCGUCACCACCCCGCUCAUCACACAUGUGUCUUUGGUGAACAAGGCAGUGGUGGACUACUACUUCGUGGAGUUGGGGGUGGAGAGGCACUUUGAGGCACUGCGCCACUUCCUGCUGAUGGAGGACGGCGAGUUCGCCCAGUCCCUCAGCGAUCUGCUCUUUGAAAAGCUGGGCGGUGGCCAGACGCCCGGCGAGCUGCUGACCCCCCUGGUCCUGAACUCCAUCCUCAGCAAGGCCCUGCAGUACAGCUUACACGGGGACACCCCCUUAGCUGGUAACUUCACCUUCGCCCUGCGCUUCCUCCCAGAGACCUUCCACCCGCACGCCCCCGACUCUCUCAACUGUCUGGAGCUCCGCUACAAGGUGGACUGGCCGUUGAACAUCAUCAUCACGGACAGCUGCAUGAACAAGUACAACCGUCUGUUCUCGUUCCUGCUCCAGCUCAAACACAUGGUGUGGAGCCUGCGUGAAGUCUGGUUCCACCUCAAGAGAACAGCGCUGGUGAAAGGAGCCGGUCGCUCGGUGCAGUUUCAUCAGCUGCAGCUGUACAGACAUGAGAUGCAGCAUUUUGUCAAGGUGAUGCAGGGAUACAUCGCCAACCAGAUCCUGCAAGUGUCCUGGAGCGAGUUCACAGCCAAGCUGGCCUCCGCCAGCGACCUGGACGCCAUCCACCGUACGCACGCAGACUACCUCAACAGAGCCAUCUUCAGGGGUUUGCUGACGGAGAAGGCGGCGCCGGUCAUGAACAUCAUCCACAGCAUCUUCAGCCUGAUCCUCAAGUUUCGGGCCCAGUUGAUCGCACAGCCCUGGGGCAGCCAGCAGGGGGAGGCGGUGCACCCCAGCUUCAUUGCCAUGCAGCAGUCGUACAACACCUUCAAGUAUUACUCUCACUUCCUUUUCAAAGUGGUGACCAAGCUGGUGAACAGAGGCUACCAGCCUCAUCUGGAGGAUUUCCUUCUUCGCAUCAACUUCAACAACUACUACAAAGACUCCUGAGCUGUGUUCUGGUGUGUAUGUUGUGGUACUUGACACGAUACCGGCAUACGUGUUAGCUACUGAUACAAGGCACCAUGAGUGUUUACUACUCUUUUUUUUAAAAUCCCCAAUGUGUUUAUAAGACAGAUAAUCAUAUUUACGUGUGUGUGUAUAUAUAAUGAAUUCAGUUCAUCUGGCCCUCAUUUCGGUGUACAAAAUAUAUCUUAAAACCCACCUGUGCUUUAUUUUAAAGGCAUGCAUUUAGCAUUUAAACAUGUUGAGGCAAUCAAUGUGCAGGAUUUGAACUCUGUCUGUGUGCUUGAUGAAUGGCUUCUAAACUGUAUGCUGCCAAAGUCUGUAGUUGAGAUGCUAAUGCCGACUGUCUCACCCCCAGGUGUGCCUGCAGCCGUGUAGAUUUUAAGUACAUAUACAUUAAGUGGCAGUUAUAUGUAAAUACCAAACCAAUAAAUGCUCUAUUCUCUA